AACCUCUUGGAGCCUUUUAUGAAACUAGCGCUCUCCCGGAACUGACCAAGAGGAGACUUUUCUCACUCGAGCUCCAGAGCUAACCCAGACUCGUUUUCCCUUAGAUUUUGCAUGGUUCCCCUUUGUUGCCCUCAGCAUAUGCAGCCCUUAUUGAGAACGAGUAGCUGUGACAGAUAUUUGAGGUGAAAUGUUCAGCAAUCCCCGCCCAGAAGGAAUUUAUAUGGAUGGUCGGUCUGAUUGCUUUGUGGAGAAUCAACUUGGAACAGAAAAACUAGAUGAGAGAAAAUUGCAGUUAUUCAGAUAUAUAAAGAAGUCUUCCUUUGAAUUCAUGGUGUUUCAUCCCAAAUACAACUGAGAUACCAAACAUUUUGGAUUGUUGUUGUUGGACCGAAAAAAUGACAUCUAUUAUCAAAUUAACUACCCUUUCUGGGGUCCAAGAAGAAUCUGCUCUUUGCUAUCUUCUCCAAGUCGACGAGUUUAGAUUUUUAUUGGACUGUGGCUGGGAUGAGCACUUUUCUAUGGAUAUUAUCGAUUCCCUGAGGAAGCAUGUUCACCAGAUCGAUGCGGUCUUGUUGUCUCAUCCCGACCCUCUCCAUCUUGGCGCCCUCCCCUAUGCUGUUGGAAAGUUGGGCCUGAACUGUGCCAUCUAUGCAACCAUUCCCGUUUAUAAAAUGGGACAGAUGUUCAUGUAUGACCUUUAUCAGUCCCGACACAAUACAGAAGAUUUUACACUCUUUACCCUAGAUGAUGUGGAUGCAGCCUUUGAUAAGAUACAACAGUUAAAAUUCUCUCAGAUUGUGAAUUUGAAAGGCAAAGGACAUGGCUUGUCUAUCACACCUCUGCCAGCUGGUCAUAUGAUAGGUGGAACAAUAUGGAAAAUAGUCAAAGAUGGAGAAGAAGAAAUUGUUUAUGCAGUUGACUUCAACCACAAGAGGGAGAUCCACUUAAAUGGAUGUUCCCUGGAAAUGCUAAGCAGACCCUCCUUACUUAUCACAGACUCAUUUAAUGCUACUUAUGUGCAGCCCAGGAGAAAACAAAGAGACGAGCAGCUUCUGACAAAUGUCCUGGAAACACUUCGAGGUGAUGGAAACGUAUUAAUAGCUGUGGACACUGCAGGCAGAGUUCUGGAACUUGCUCAACUCCUUGAUCAGAUUUGGAGAACUAAAGACGCUGGAUUGGGUGUUUAUUCGUUGGCGCUCCUCAAUAAUGUCAGCUAUAAUGUGGUGGAGUUCUCUAAGUCCCAGGUAGAAUGGAUGAGUGAUAAGUUGAUGAGGUGUUUUGAAGACAAAAGAAAUAAUCCAUUUCAGUUUCGUCAUCUCUCUCUAUGUCAUGGUCUUUCUGACUUGGCUCGAGUACCUAGCCCUAAAGUUGUACUUGCCAGCCAACCUGACCUGGAAUGUGGAUUUUCAAGGGAUCUCUUUAUUCAGUGGUGCCAGGACCCUAAAAACUCGAUCAUUCUGACUUACAGAACUACUCCUGGGACUUUAGCACGUUUCCUAAUUGAUAAUCCUUCUGAAAAAGUUACAGAAAUAGAGUUGAGGAAACGUGUGAAACUUGAAGGGAAAGAACUUGAAGAAUACUUGGAAAAAGAGAAACUAAAGAAGGAAGCUGCUAAAAAGCUCGAGCAGUCAAAAGAGGCAGACAUAGAUUCCAGUGAUGAGAGUGACGCUGAGGAAGACAUUGACCAGCCAUCAGCGCAUAAGACCAAGCAUGACCUGAUGAUGAAAGGCGAAGGCAGUCGUAAAGGAAGUUUCUUCAAACAGGCUAAAAAGUCUUAUCCUAUGUUUCCUGCCCCAGAAGAAAGAAUUAAAUGGGAUGAAUAUGGAGAAAUUAUCAAACCAGAGGAUUUCUUAGUGCCAGAACUUCAAGCUACUGAAGAAGAAAAAAGCAAAUUAGAGUCUGGCCUGACAAAUGGAGAUGAACCCAUGGAUCAGGAUUUAUCUGAUGUUCCUACUAAGUGUAUUUCUACAACAGAAUCUAUUGAAAUAAAAGCCAGGGUUACUUACAUAGACUAUGAAGGACGCUCUGAUGGGGAUUCCAUUAAAAAAAUCAUCAACCAGAUGAAACCACGCCAGUUAAUCAUUGUCCAUGGACCACCAGAAGCCAGUCAGGAUCUUGCAGAGUGCUGUCGUGCAUUUGGUGGGAAAGAUAUUAAAGUAUACAUGCCAAAGCUGCAUGAGACAGUCGAUGCCACUAGUGAAACUCACAUCUACCAGGUGAGAUUAAAAGAUUCACUUGUCAGCUCCCUUCAGUUUUGUAAGGCAAAAGAUGCCGAACUAGCUUGGAUAGACGGUGUCUUAGACAUGAGAGUUUCCAAAGUGGACACAGGAGUUAUUUUAGAAGAAGGCGAACUAAAGGAUGAUGGAGAAGACUCCGAAAUGCAGGUGGAUGCGCCUUCAGAUUCUAGUGUCAUAGCACAGCAGAAGGCCAUGAAAAGUCUGUUCGGAGACGAUGAGAAAGAAACAGGUGAAGAAAGUGAGAUCAUUCCUACUCUGGAACCCUUACCACCUCAUGAGGUUCCUGGACAUCAGUCGGUUUUUAUGAAUGAACCAAGACUGUCAGACUUCAAACAAGUUCUUUUAAGGGAGGGGAUCCAAGCUGAAUUCGUAGGAGGUGUGCUCGUUUGCAACAAUCAAGUGGCAGUCCGUAGAACGGAAACUGGACGCAUUGGAUUAGAAGGCUGCCUUUGUCAAGACUUUUAUAGGAUAAGAGACCUUUUAUAUGAACAGUAUGCCAUUGUGUAAAGGACAUGAUGUCAAAACGUAUCUGUUUGACCUUUCUAAGAAAAAAGGAUUCUUAUUCUAAGCUUUUGCUUUUUUGUUUUGUAACAUAUAAAAAGAAUCUGCCAGAAAAACUUAACAUGCAUUUGAUUUUUAAAAAUGUAAAUAGAAACCAUAUUGCUAAUGCUCAAAUGAGCAUGCUGCCUUUUGGCUUUCAGAGUGUCAGAGAUCCUUACGAGUGCACAGGCCUUGGAGUUGAAGGUAACUGGCUUCCUUUACAGACCCCUUAUUUUAGAAGGGCUUUUACUUGAAUUAAACAAUGCAACUUAGCAAACCCGUUCAUGGCCUUAGAGAAGCAUGUUUGCAUGAAUUCUUGCAAACUGUUUCUUAUAUUUUCUGGAAUGAAAAGUAGGAAUUUCUUUUAAAAAGAUGUGCUAUAAAAAAAACAAACUGAUAAAACAGUUUUUUGAGGCCUAUGUAUUUAAAAAACGGAAAAACCAAGAGUACGUGCUGUAACUUGAAUUCCUGUAUGCAGUUUUCUUCACAUGGAGCCUCUCUUCUCCGUGGCAUGCUUCCCAGUGAUUCACUCUUCCAUGAGAUGGGAUACAUUUGGUUCAGAAGUCAGUUUUUAUUUCCCCCAUUUCUUAUUUUAUCAAGAUUUUGUUCCUGUUAUGUUGUUCAAUUUGAAUUAUAACACUGUCAUUUGGAUAUAUGUAAUUGAAAAAAACUCCUAGUCUUAAAGGUCUUGCCUACGUUUAAACACAUCUUAACUCACAGCUUGGUUACUGUAUUGGAGACUGUUCAGUGCUUUGCUUUCAGAGGAGCAAAUGUUGAACUUUACAUUUUUAUAAGGUAACAGUAUAAUUAAGAGGUGUAAAUGUGUUCAUCUCUUAGGCUUGCUUUCUCCUAAGGUUGCCCAAACAGUGGUUGAAUUUUAUACAUAUUGCUACAAAAAUAAUACUGAAGUUGGACAAGACCAUCCUUUCUAUGUUCAUGUCUUUCUUGGGGCCAGCAGCCUCGGUACAGUGUAAACCACUUGUGCUUAAGAGUAAAAACAGUACAUGCAAUUUGCAUUGAACUUAAAAAUGAAAAUCAUGUCACCCUGUUGUAA
This is a messenger RNA of Bubalus bubalis (water buffalo), 3831 nucleotides long. It is a transcript of the gene CPSF2, whose product is annotated as cleavage and polyadenylation specific factor 2. Gene Ontology annotation, molecular function: RNA binding. The coding region runs from base 396 to 2744 and encodes 782 amino acids. Gene Ontology annotation, cellular component: mRNA cleavage and polyadenylation specificity factor complex. The transcript is spliced from 17 exons. Lineage: Eukaryota; Metazoa; Chordata; Mammalia; Artiodactyla; Bovidae. Gene Ontology annotation, biological process: mRNA 3'-end processing by stem-loop binding and cleavage. The record is from RefSeq and is a predicted model, not a curated record.